Cimex lectularius (bed bug) is the source of this 886-nucleotide messenger RNA. RefSeq lists its product as uncharacterized. The record is from RefSeq and is a predicted model, not a curated record. The transcript is spliced from 3 exons. NCBI's taxonomy places the organism in Eukaryota, Metazoa, Arthropoda, Insecta, Hemiptera, Cimicidae. Bases 149 to 424 code for a protein of 91 amino acids.
CCAGAGACGGGCAUCGAAGAGUUGUGAGCGCUCUCGGUACAAUAAAACGUUCGCCGAUUGUUUCUCUUAUAGUUUCUACAUACCGACUUCCUCAAAAGUGUCAAGUGAAUUUUUAUUUUCAUUCUGGACCAUUACAUAUCGAACAAUAAUGCAGUCGCAUAUAUCACUUGUUUGCUUUGCCUGCAUCGUUUUUGUGACGUUCUUCGUCGGAUCGGCGACUACGACACCAUACCUGCGUGAAAAACGGCAAUGGGACGACAUCGUCGACCAGUGCAAAAUAUAUGAUUCGACGGAGACAACUUGCCAGAGGUGCGCCAAGGAGACGAAGAGUGUCAUAGUCUACCCGAUGUGCUGCGAAGGAAGAGAGUCGGCACGAGAAUGGUGCACCACAUUCAUAAACUACGGAAUCACAGACGACAAUUAAAACGCCGAAUUGACUAUUUAUUACAACUUCAAUUUUGUAUGAUACUAAAGCCCUUGUGAUGUACGUUAAUGAGUGCGCGAAUGUAUAUUAUAAAGUUUUCGUUGGUUACAUCGUUCUCGUACUUAAGUGUUUUUAUGUUUUGUGAUAGAACAAAAUAUUUACGGGACUCUUUGUUGUGUUUGAUGUUUCAAAACUUAUUUUCAAGACUGACGGAUCACAUAAAAACAUAAACGUAAAGCCAGUCGGCACGAUCUUGUAUGAAUGACCGACCAUGUGACAAAAUCGUGAAUUUUGAGUUGUUGUUCUAGUCAGUGUGUGUUGAGUAAUUCUGGAAUCGCUAUUAUGUAAAAAAACAAACUAAAAACUAUCUUAUAAUGAAAUGUUAAUGUGUAAUUGAUGGCUGUGAAUGAAAACUAUUCAUAUAUUUUUUUAGUCUUUCAAAAAUAUAUUUUUAUGAUUAAA